AUUCAUAUAUACUUGUAAUCUAUCAAAAUAACAUUUCGCGUCAAUAUUAGUAAAACAGAAUUGUAAGGAAUCCUCUACAGUAAUUACGGUAAUUAGCAACACCUAGAGGUAAACCGGAAAUACAGACUGAUCGAGAGAAAUGGCUACCUCUCCCACGAACACUCUGACUCCGAAAAAGAAGGAGGAGUCGUUUCUUGAUAAGCUAGGAGGGACUCUGGCUAGGAAGAAAAAAGCUAAAGAAGUGAGUGAGCUUCAAGAGGAGGGAAAACAUGCUAUUGAAUCCCCCACCAGCCCGACAGUGCCAGACAUUGGCCCGGAGGGAUACACACUGGAUGAAAAUGAGGAGAGAUCAAUGAUAGAACCACAGUCUAGAGACGAUCCAAAAGUCAGAGAACUGAUUAAGAUGUUGCUGGACUGGAUUAAUGAUGUUUUAGCAGACGACCGGAUCAUCGUCAAGGACAUUGAGGAAGACUUAUUUGAUGGACAAAUUCUCCAAAAGUUGAUUGAGAAGCUGGCUGGGUUGAGAGUUGAAGUUCCAGAGGUCACACAGUCUGAACAAGGCCAGAAACAGAAACUACAGAUCAUAUUGACAGUCAUCAACCGAAUUCUACAUCAGAGUCCACCAUGGACCCAGAGUAAAUGGAGCGUGGACAGUGUCCACUCUAAAAAUCUGGUAGCCAUUCUUCACCUCCUGGUUGCCUUGGCAAGACAUUUCAGAGCACCAAUCAGAUUGCCAGAAAAUGUUUCUGUGAACUUGGUCGUCGUCACGAAGCGAGAUGGAAUGUUACAGCCCAGACGAGUGGCCGAGGACAUCACCACCGUUAAUGAAGAUAUUGGAGCCAGAUUUGAGAGGGAUGCCUUUGACACGCUCUUUGAUCAUGCUCCAGACAAAUUGAAUCUCGUCAAAAAGACUCUGGUGACGUUCGUCAAUAAACAGUUGAUGAAAAUCAAUUUAGAGGUUGCGGAUAUUGAAUCUCAGUUCCAUGACGGAGUACACCUGGUUUUGUUGAUGGGGCUCCUAGAGGGGUAUUUCGUUCCUCUGUAUGACUUUCACCUCACGCCUGUAGACUUUGAUCAAAAGGUCCAUAAUGUGAAUUUUGCCUUCGAGUUGAUGCAGGACGCUGGACUGGCCAAGCCGAAAGCCAGGCCCGAAGAUGUUGUCAACCAGGAUUUGAAGUCUACCCUUAGAGUUCUGUACAACAUAUUCACCAAGUACAAAGGAAGGAAUGAGUUGAUUGCCCGGUACAUAAAGCUGCGGACGGGGAAAACUCGGACACGGAAACAAGUGUCCAGUCACAUCCAAGUCCUGGCCCGACGGAAAGCCAAAGAAAUUCAGGCACAACUCAAGUCCAUUCCGAUGCAGGACCAGGCCGCCAAAGACAAAGCCCUCCAGAGUAUGGCCUCCAUGUCCUCCGCCCAAAUUGUCUCCGCUAGUGCUAUACACAACAAGGCCAUCGCCCAGGGUAUCCCGAUGCCCAACAUGGGCAGUGUGCGGCCUUCCUACCCGGGCGGACCCAGCGGGUCACAGUUCUGGCAAAAUAAUAUGGGCCCACAAGAAGAUGUGAAGCCCCAGUUUGGUAACUAUAAUUCUGAUGUGAAGCCCCCUACGUCAAUGAACAAUGAAUCUAUGCCCCCUGCAUGGCAGGGACGAUCAAUCGCGGGCCCUAAACUCCGCCUAGUGGAAUUCACAGCAUUCCUAGAACAAACAAGAGAUCCCGAUACCUUUCACAAACACCUGUUCGUCCACAUUGGUUCCAAUGCCAGCUAUUCUGACCCACCACUAGAGGCAGUAGACAUCCGGCAGAUUUACGACAAAUUUCCGGAGAAGAAGGGCGGGCUGAAGGAAUUAUAUGACAAGGGACCUCAAUCGGCUUUCUUCCUUGUCAAGUUCUGGGCGGACAUCAACACAAAUGUGCAAGACGAGACGGGGACGUUUUACGGAGUCACAAGUCAAUAUGAAAGUGGUGAGAAUAUGGCAAUAACGUGCUCCACCAAAGUGUGUUCAUUUGGAAAACAAGUUGUGGAAAAAGUGGAGACUGAGUUUCCCCGGUUUGAAAACGGCCGAUACGUGUACCGCAUCAACAGAUCGCCAAUGUGUGAAUACAUGAUCAACUUUAUACACAAACUUAAACACCUCCCAGAGAAAUACAUGAUGAACAGUGUGCUUGAAAACUUCACCAUUUUACAGGUUGUCAGCAAUCGGGAUACACAGGAAACUUUAAUGUGCAUAUCGUACGUGUUCGAAGUCUCGACGAGUGAGCAUGGCGCUCAGCACCACAUAUACCGCUUGGUAAAAGACUAACCCCACCCACACAAAAUGCUAUAAAUAGCCUCAGCAUCUAGUGCCACAAGGAGAAGUUGCCCACAGAAUGUGCCACACCCCCUCAUCUCGGCUCUUCCAUCUGAAUGGGCGAUUUCCCACCGCCCACGUCAUAAUGUCAAAGUUUGUACACAUGGCAGCUCAGAGAAAGAACUACUGGUUAAGAACUGCUAUUUUAUUGUUUGAAAGAUUUCAUAUUCAUCUGUUGUAAAAUCAUAUAUUUUUUUAUACAUAUGCAAAUCUAUUUAUUGUUUAUAAGGAAAAAUGACAUCAUUACUGUACGGCUGAUUUUAGCUCUGGCAUUGCAAUUUUCAUGCGAUAUUUUUACAACAAAAAUGUUUUGAUUCUUAAAUGUUUCGCCGUUUAAGAUUUCUUUUUUAUUAAGGUUUCAUUUAGACCCGAUCCUUGAUUGUAUGAACAACUUGCUGACUGAAUUUGUCAUCCUUUUUAUGUCCACAUUUAUUUACGUUUGAUAUUGUUCAUGCUCUAUAACCAUUAAUAGGGAAGCCUGCUAUCUUCAUUUUCAGUCUAUUUGAUUUUUAAUUUCACACAGUGCAAGAGCUGCUGAGAAAAGUACUAUUUUAUCAUUGCAUCUAACCAGGGUUGUUUUAGAAUUGCAAAAUUAUAUCAAAGAAAUCAUUUUGUAAAUGUUGUAAAACCAUUGUAACAGAUUGUAUUUGAUUAUAUAUAAUACUGCUUAUGUAAUGCACAGUUACAAAGUUUAUACAAUACCCAUACCAUAUUGCAGAGAAUUGUUGUACCGUAUAAGCAGAAUUUUUAGUGAGGAUUUAAUUUGGGCAUUAUUAACGAGGGUGUUGAGAUCACUAAAAUUGAAUAUCGCUAACAACUUAUUUCACAUCAUAGGUAAUAGUUAUCUUUCUUGGAAUUAUAAAGUCGCUGAAAUCCGCUCUUGCUGAAUAUAUAUGCCCAUUUUUAUGGGAAAUUUGCAAAAUAUGCUUUUCACUAGAAAUUCCACGUAUACGGUAUAUGGACUUGUAAGCUAUGAAAAUAUGAAUUUUAAAUGAUAACACGUAUAAAAACUGUCCGUUCUGUAGGGCUUCUGAUGAUAGAAUUCUUUCAUGCCAAAUCAAAGUGUGCUUGGGGACGGGGUAGAAGACUGUGUGAAAAAGGGAGUGUGAGCCGUUGAUGCCUUAAAUAUGAUAAUGUUUAUGUUGUACCAUGUUGAUCCGCUGUUAUGGAGGGGGAUUUUUUUUAUAAAGUAGGUCGUUAAUUUUUGGUGUGUGUUUCAUUGUUGAUUUUAUAUUUACAUGACAAUAUUUUUUUUUAAAUUGGAAGUUGUAAAUUUUAUGAAAUGGUUGAAAAUUUCUUGUUAAGAUUUUUAAAAAAUAUUUUUUGAUGGAGACUGUGUUUUAGGUUGUUAAAGGUCAAAGGUUGUAACAGGAAUGGGGAUGUGAUUUUGUUACGCAAGGGCAGUUUCAUUUGUGAUUCAUAAAUCAACAACCUAUUGGGUAGUAACAGAUAGAUGAAGGGCUUUAAUUUACUGCAUGGGUUUAAGAAUUGAAGGUUAGGGGUUUAAGUAGGGACAAACGAUGCUAAAAGUACCUAUUGGAAUUUUUGUGUGCACAGUUCACACUUCUCACAGAGGGAGAUGGAUUUUGAGACUUCAUGAGUAGGGAGAAUUCAUUAUUUUGCAUUUCUGUACAGAGGAGGUGCUGUUGUUAAGAGUGAUGAGCAUUUUAAAAAUUUUUUUCAACUUUGAUCUCAGAUGUGUAUUAUAUCUCACCUUGCAUUUGUACAUUACUGCAUUCAAACUUCACACACAUGCAAACAUUUAAUGUAGAAUUAGUUUUCUGUGAAUAUAUUUAUACUUGUACAACUAUGCAUGAUGUCCCCCAACGUGUGUCCAUAGGAUAACUCUAUACUGAAUUUGUUAAGCAUGUUUUUUGCAUGUUUGAAGUCUUACUUUUUGUUCUUGUAUAAAUACAUGUUUCUGUGUAUACCCACACACCCCUGCCGAUGGAGUGAUAAGAGGAGUUAAUUAUCCUAAAUUUUAACCAUUUUUAAACUAUAUCUCUCUUUUUCUCUUUUUUUCUACUUUGUCAUACCGUAUAAGCAGACUUUUGCAGCGAGGAUUCAAUUUUGGCAUUUUAGCGAGAGUGAUGAGAUCACUAAUAUUGAAUAUCGCUAACAAUUUAUUGCAUAUCGUAGGUGAUAGUUAUCUUUAAUGAAAUUAUAAAGUUGCUAAAAUUAACUCUCGCUAAAGUUAUGUACCCAAUUUUAUAGAAAAAUGGCUAAAGCUGUGUCUCGCUUAAAAUCCCACUUGUACAGUACUAGGAAUUUAUGAACAUAUAUAUCCUAAAGAUGAUUGUUUUCUGUGUUUUGAUGAACGACAUAUCUUGAUCUUGCCUUUUACCAAAACAGUAGAUUUUCUUAUGCUGUUGUUUGGGACUUUUCCUAUGCAAAUUAAAAUCAGUCUUUUGGGGUUUCUUCAUUCUUGUGCGUGAAGAACUGUAAAAGCACGAGAGACAAUACGGAUAAGAAUUCAGAUAUAAGGUUACUCUUUUAUGUCUGGAGGUAAAAAAGAAUGCAGCCUCUUUUUGUACUAACCAUGAUCAUUCUUAUAAUAUUGACUUUUGAAUCGUCAUAAUUUUAUAUGUAAGAACAUUAAGACUCUAAAUACCAGUGAAAAAUUGGAGUGAAAAAUGGAUGUCAUAAAAAAAAAUUAAGAUAAAGUAUGAGAUCAGUGAUUUGGUGCAUUUUAUUAUAGCAGAUAUAUUUUUUGUGUAUUUAUGAUAAGAUAUAUGUAUAUGCAGAGUUUUGAACCUCCCACCAAUUUGACUAGUGCCUUUUGUAAACUUGCGUCCUAUUUGCACUGGUGAUACCAAAUAUCUCAAACUUAAAAUGACAGAGUAGAGGAUUUUGUUGUUUUUGGGUGGUUGUUAUUUUAUUAUUUUUUUAAAAGACAAGAAAUAAAAUGGAGGAUUUUCAUGAAAAAUGUAUUUGACAAGAAAAUCAUGAGUUGUAAAAGAUAUGUGUAAUAUUGAGAAGAUGUGAACAAUACUGAUGGAGACUAGUGUAUGAUGUUUAUGAAGUCGUGAUCAAAGAUGAUUUUGUCAUAGACAAAAAAAAAAGGUAUUACUUUUGACCAUGAUGAAAUAUCUCUCCACCUUGAUUUAUUCCACAUGUGGAACUGGUGCAUUGUUCAAGGUGACUUACACUGUUUUUAUUGGAAUUUGUGACAUCUUUUUAUUUUUAUUUGACUGCUAAAUUCGAAUUGUACUAUACUGUAGUCAAUAUGUUUGUACUGAAAGCUGUAUAAUGUUUAUGCUUCGUUGGAGAAUGGUUUUAUUUACCUGAUUAAACAGGUAAUGUUUUUGUAUAAAAUGAAGAAAAAUACCAAUAAUAAAACAAUGAGAUAUACA
Ostrea edulis (European flat oyster) is the source of this 5703-nucleotide messenger RNA. RefSeq lists its product as uncharacterized. The transcript is spliced from 23 exons. Bases 140 to 2302 code for a protein of 720 amino acids. Gene Ontology annotation, cellular component: transcription regulator complex. Gene Ontology annotation, molecular function: protein binding; RNA polymerase II cis-regulatory region sequence-specific DNA binding; DNA-binding transcription factor activity, RNA polymerase II-specific. NCBI's taxonomy places the organism in Eukaryota, Metazoa, Mollusca, Bivalvia, Ostreida, Ostreidae. Gene Ontology annotation, biological process: regulation of transcription by RNA polymerase II; hippo signaling; embryonic organ development. The record is from RefSeq and is a predicted model, not a curated record.